Messenger RNA from Eremothecium cymbalariae DBVPG#7215, 4197 nucleotides. It is a transcript of the gene SKI3, whose product is annotated as SKI complex subunit tetratricopeptide repeat protein SKI3. Bases 1 to 4197 code for a protein of 1398 amino acids. The transcript has a single exon. The record is from RefSeq and is a predicted model, not a curated record. Gene Ontology annotation, cellular component: Ski complex. Lineage: Eukaryota; Fungi; Ascomycota; Saccharomycetes; Saccharomycetales; Saccharomycetaceae. Gene Ontology annotation, molecular function: protein binding.
AUGGCUGUAACCGUGAAGCAGUAUCUAAAGGAUGCUAAGAGGGCGCUAGUAUCAGAGGAUUGUAUGGCAGCGAUUGAAGCUUGCAACAGUGUGCUGAACUUGGAAAACGAUAAUUAUUUUGCACACGUAUUGUUAGGAAAGGCAUAUUCAAUGCAAAACUCAUUAAAGUUUUCCAAACAUCAUUACGAACAGGCCAUAAAUAAAGAUCCAGGUAGCCUUUUGGCAUGGAAGGGGAUGUUUGCUCUAUUCAAAGGGGCUGUUAAUAUCCAGGAAUUCUCUACUUACGAUGAAUACUUUGAAUUCUGUGCUCAGUAUGCGGGAAUGCUUCUUGCACAUCAAGAAUCGCAAGUCGAACUGGUUAAUAGUAUAAAGGCAUUUGUAAAGGCUCAUAAGGAUUGUCGAUUAUCUUACUUGCAGAAUUUAAGGCCUGGAAUGCCUUUAGCUGAUGAACUAGGUCGUCAUUUGAUGAACUCGAAAGACGCGUUAAAAGAAUUAUUAAAUGCUAUUGCCGAGAAUGAAAAUAAGGAGGUUUCUAAACUUGUAAGCCGAGAGAGAUUGAAGAGUAAUACUUCAGACCCUGCUUAUAUUUCUAAAAUCAACUCAAUUGCCUGGCAGAUAUAUAGUAAGUCAGAAUUGAAUUCCCUUUAUGAGCAAUUAAUAAAUGUCACAGACGAUGAUGCUGCAAGAAGAAAGUUAGAAGACCAAUGGCUGAUAUACAGAAUUAAAAUACUCAAAUCAAUGCCUAAAGAUCUCAAACCUUUAUUUUACGAAGAUGUUAAAAAGAUGGUUGAUGACAUGGUUGUUGUAGAACAUGACUCUAUCCUAGCCUGGAAAUUACACUUUGAAUGGCAAGAUUCUGAAUCCCUCAAUGACUUAGAUAUGGAUUUGAUUGCGAAGUUUUUGAAGAAAUUUCCAUCUGAACCUCUGGCCCUCAUCCUCAGUGCUUGGGUCUAUUCCAAUUUUUCAGAAUACGAUUCAGAUAAGUUUUAUUUGUUAACUUCGGACGGCAAGGUAGAACAAACGCAAGCUAAUCAGUUGACGGAUUUGGAUGAGUCCGAAAACUUGAUGUUAGAACAGUUUGGUGAUGCAAUCUUCAAUCAGACAAGACCAAAAAUCUCGGAAGCAGAAAUAGUAGAGUCAUUAACUACCAAUAUAAAGAAUACCCAGCAAUCUGUACUUUCACACCGUAUUUUUUGUCACUAUUUUAUUGUUCUUCAAGAAUAUGCUUUCGUAGUUCCCUAUAUUAAAUCGGGAAUUACUUUAGUGUCUCAUAAUCUUCGGGAUUUAGGGACUGUUUUGCCAAAUUGUAAAAGAGAUUUUAUAUUAUGUUAUGCAACUGCAUAUACCUAUUUUGAUGCUCCAAAGCAUCAUUCAACUGCAUUAUCUUUAUUCGAUAAGUUACUCGAGGAUGAUCCUGGAAAUUCUAAAGCUAAACUUGGGAAAGGUCUAAUUUAUAUUGAACGAAGCCAGUGGCAAGGUGCUCACGACCUAUUAAGUGAUGUUGUAUAUAAAUAUCCAAAUAACUACGAGGCCUUAUCGGAGUUAGGUUGGAGUCAGCUACACUUGGGAAAUCCAGAUAAUGCUAUAGAAACAUUUAACUCUGUUUUAGAAACCUUUAAGGCAGAUGAUGUGCAUGGGUUCGAAUUAUUAAGUUUAACACAUUGGAGGGCUGCAAAAGCUCUUCUUUAUAAGCAUGAAAACGAAUAUACUAGUGAUGAAAUACAAGUUAAAUUGGCUUACAAACAUUUGGUGCAAUCCAUUCACAUUACUGAAGCAUUUUCACCAGGGUAUUCCUUACUGGGUUAUAUUUACGAUAAAUACUUCAUGGAUCCAGGAAGAGCUUUUAAAUGUUACUUUAAGGCAUUCGAACUUAAUACAAGCGACCUAAAUGCUGCCAAAUACAUGGUUGAAAGACAUUGUGACAUGCUAAGCUGGCAAUCUGCUGCUGACAUCUGUAAGCGUAUUGUUGAAAUGGGUGAUGUCAAGCCUUCUAAACUUUGUAGUUGGCCGUAUCGUGUCCUCGGUAUAUUCUAUUUGGAGAAGCAACAAGAAGCAGAAGCAAUUCAAUGGUUCCAAUCAGCUGUUCGUUUAGAUUCACUGGAUACUGAAGCUUGGAUUGGGCUAGGACAGGCUUAUUCUGUAUGCGGAAGAAUAGCGGCCUCUGUGAACGUCUACGAAAAAGCAUUGGAACUAAAUCCAAAACAUAAAUUUGCUCGUUAUUUGUUAGCGGCGUCCUUAUGUCAGAUGGGUGAAUUUGAGAAAGGUAUUGAGCUGCUAUCUGUCCUUAACGAAGAGUAUCCUUUGGAAGAGAUUUUCCUCGUACAGUUAUCGGGGUUCCUGGUUGAUUACUCAACAGAUCUCCAUAAUCAAGGGUACUUAAUCAAGUCUAUCGGUACCGCUUUAAAGGCUGUAAGGUUAAUAGAGGUUGUUGUCACUAAACUUAACAAAAAAGUGUCCAGUGUAUUUGUUACCCUAUCAAAGGUUUUAAGCCUAUUCAUGUUAACUCAAUCACAAUUUGAAAAAUUUCCUUUGGAAAGUUUACUAAAUAUAUUAGAGGCUUGUGAGUUGAAGAAUACAUCUAAGAUUGACGCUAUUGAUGAAACAUCUUUGGACGGUUUACUACAUCAAGAUCCUAUCAGAAAUGUUGGUAUUGUAGCUCGCUUCUUAAUUUUGGUUGGAAAGUAUGCUAUUGGAACCUCAGACUAUGAAAACCUCCCUAGGACUGUCCGUUCUUCUCUCUGGUACAAUUUGGGAAUAGCAGAAUUGUCCACAUAUAUUUUGCUAAAGCAACAGAAAUUCCGUACUGCAGCUGUUCAAUGCUUUAAAGAGUCAAUUAUGUACCAAUCGAAUGCAGUAUAUUCUUGGAUCGGUUUAGGUAUUGCAACUAUGAACUUAAACUAUCGGGUUUGUCAGCAUUGUUUUAUUAAAGCCAUUGCAUUGGCUCCUAAAGAGGUCAGUGUAUGGUAUGCUUUCGCACUAUUGGCUUUGAAGAAUAAUGAUGUUUUUGUUUCAAAAAAGGUUGCUCAUUAUUUACAUAGUUUUGCACCUCAAAAUCAUUUAACUUGGUUUAUUCUGGGCUUAAUUUCUGAAAAAGAUGGUAAUAUGGUAGACAGUUCGCGGUUUUUUGCAAACUCCUUUGUUAUUUCUAAUGGAGGAUCCAAGACGAUUCAGUUGUUCUACGCAAUAUCUUGUUUGCGCAAGCGUAUUGGUAACAACGAUGAUGAGAGAGAUAUAGAUGCAAAAUUUGAAUUGUCUGCAGUUGCCUAUGCAUUGGAUCAAUAUUUGAAGAAAUCAUCUGAUGAUAGUUUAGGUUUGCAGUGUGCUAUUUUAACGUCUGAACGAUUGCACAAUUUUGGUGCGGUUUCUGUAUUGUCUAACCGUUUAUCGGACAUGUUAGAGAAAAGGUAUGAAGAGACUAAAGAUGAGGCCGAAUUGUUCAAUUUCGCCCUUCUCAAAUCACAGCUUGCCCGUAGUCAACUAGCUGUCUCUAAUUAUGAUAGUGCGAUUGAAUGUGCCAAUCUUGCACUAGGGCUAUUAGAAGAUAAAGAUAGCCCAUCGGCCAUAAAGGCAAUACUUUCUAAUCACGUUGUUCUAGGUAUAAGUCAUUGUUUCAAAGGAGCCUUUGAUGAUGCCUUAGGACAUUUUCAAGAGUUAUUGUCUGCAUUUGGAGACUCCCAUGAAUUAGUGCUCUUGGUUUCCAGGAUGUUAUACGGAUUUGGGCAGCCAGAAAUUAUUGACAUUGCAUUACGGGAAUUACACGAAUACACUGCUACACAUGGAUCUAAUAUAUUAAUAAUAUUAACGAUCGCAGCUCUAACUCUUUUUGAGAAUAAAAUGCCCGAGCUUUCAUCUAUCCUAACCAAAUUAGAGUCACUGCCCUUAAAUUCUCUAAUUUAUGAUAGAUAUAAAGAUAUACCUUUGUUAAUCGAAGAGAUCAACAAGAAGCUAGGGAAUAACAGAACUGCAAAUUUAAUCCGGCAGAGAUCGGUCUAUUUUACACCAAAUAACUUGGAAGUUUGGAAAGGACUAAAUAACAAGAUCAAUUAUAGGAUAGCCGCCUUGGGUCAAAAUUCAGUAACCGCUGAAUAUAUGAGUUCCGCCUGUGUGAACCUUGGAAACCUUUCAAAGAUCCAAUUUGGGUUGUUUUUAUGUCCGUGGAAUAAAGUGGGAGUUAUAUCUUUAAGUUCAUGCUUCUGA